This is a messenger RNA of Naumovozyma dairenensis CBS 421, 210 nucleotides long. RefSeq names its product cytochrome c oxidase subunit VII (gene COX7). Lineage: Eukaryota; Fungi; Ascomycota; Saccharomycetes; Saccharomycetales; Saccharomycetaceae. The transcript has a single exon. The coding region runs from base 1 to 210 and encodes 69 amino acids. The record is from RefSeq and is a predicted model, not a curated record.
AUGCAACCAACAUUGACUAAAUUGGCCAACAGGGUCAUUCAAAAUCAAAGAAUAUUUCAAAAAUCUACGAAACCAUUAUGGUGGAGACAUCCUAAGUCGGCAUUCUAUCUAUAUCCAUUUUAUGGAUUAUUAGCUGUUGCUGUAAUUGCUCCAUUAACUUAUAUUCCAAAUGCUAUUAUGGGUAUUAAAGCUGAAAAGAGAGAGGCUUGA